AAUUAACGGGUCCCGGUGGGGAUAAAAGAGUCUUCCAGUUUGAAUUUGCGCCUAGGCUUCAUUUUCUAUACAAUGGAGGACAUUAAACAACAUUAUAAUGAUUGGUUAUUAAAGAUGGAGGGCAUCGUUUGUUGACCCGUUUAAUCUUAAAGAAUAUAAUCUCUUAAAGAUUUGAGAUUUAGUUCAUUAUAUCUCCACCCAAAGAUGCAGCUUACUUUGACUAGUCCCACAAAGUAUUGAGUUUGUAACGUCAUUAUUUUAAUUCAAGUCACUCAGGUAGCGAUUGCGUCCAUCACUACUCAGCACAGUGUCUGAUUUGUAAAACACUUCGCGUUUUUCUGACUGCUGGUGCCGCCCCCCUCUGGCCCAUGUGACCCACAUCAAAAUACUCCACCUGUUACAAGUUGGGUUCCAAUAUUUUUGCACCACUGGUGAUUUUGAUAAAAACAAUUAUUUAUUAACUGGAGGGUUUUUUUUUUCCCCUCCACUGAAAAAUUUACCAGAUUAUAUUCAUAUGAAUUUAGUUUAAGGUUUUUUUUAUUCACCUUAUUCACGUUGAAUGCCAAUAAUGUGACCCCCUUGUUCUGUAGGUUCUCAGGGUUGGUUUAUAAAGAAUCCCUUGAAACAUUGUGACAUCGUGUGAUUUCUUGAGAAGUGAUUGACUGUGUUCUGUCAGCCCUUAUACUGUUUAUUCAGAGCCGUAAAUAAGCAGAUUUAAUGAGCUGCUCGUUGCAUCUCUCUUGGAUUCUCGUCUCCUCCUGCGCUUGCGUUCCUCUGUUUUAGCAGAAGGAAAAGUGGGCGUGUUGUUGCCUUUGAGGCAGCAGCAGAGGCAGUCGGAGGUGACUGAAAAGGAUAUAUUUGACAAACCGUGGCUUUGCGUAAGGGUUUGUUUGGGGUGAGUAAAGAAAACCAACUCCUUUUUUAAAAAAAACUACAAAGUAUCCUUUGAGUGCAAAUAGCGUUUGAAAAACCAUUUUUAAAAAUCAUCGAUAGACUAAAACGGAGGGUGGGGGAGGGACUGCUUCUCCUCCUCGCUCCAUCUCACGUUACCGAGCUAUAGUGGAGUGGCGAGGUCAGCACAGCUGCGACACGUGAACCUGACUCCAAAUAUAAAUGUGAUCAAACGCCGCUCAGAGGGUCCUCACGCCCCUGCGUCGAAAGUUUAUCCCCCCCCCCCAGAAUCCCCUUUACGCACAAGGCCACGACCACGAGAACGCAGCUACGCGUAUAGCCGAGUGAACUCAGGAUGAGACUGGGUGGCGUGGCCCAGCUAUGUCCAGUCAGUCGGACGGUGCUGUGAGUGGCGGCGGCAGCUGUGGAACGUGGAGAAGGAAUCCUCUCAUGGGACUUCCCGGUCCUGAAGCGCCUGAUCCGGAGGCGACGUGAGGAGCGCGCGAGCCUCCAGAACACGGAGCGACUCCAGGACUCUCCUCACUGCGCCCGACAGCGGACACCAGCGGGUUCCGACUGGGAAGGAAGGGGGGCGAACCCGUCUCUGAGCCGAGCGCACAGAGGACCCCGAGCCUGAAGGUUGUGGGUACAUAGCAUGGGAGUGCAAUGUUGUCCAGGAAGGGACUCAUUCCUGAGGAUUACUUGCUGACACGAUUAGCUGAGGAUGUUCUGCAGCCGAAGUUCAAGGCCAAACAAGGGAAGGCUCGGUUUGUGGGGAAGAACGGCACCUGCAACGUUGCGCACACCAACAUCCGAGAACAGGGUCGGUUCUUACAGGACGUGUUCACCACACUAGUGGAUUUGAAAUGGCUCCACACUCUCAUCAUUUUCACCAUGUCCUUCCUGUGCAGCUGGCUCCUGUUCGGGAUGAUCUGGUGGCUUGUGGCUUUUGCGCACGGGGACCUGGGUGAAAAGGGGGAUGAUUUUGUCCCGUGCGUAACCGACAUCCACUCCUUCUCCUCCGCCUUCCUCUUCUCCAUAGAAGUCCAGGUGACCAUCGGCUUCGGGGGUCGGAUGAUCACGGAGGAGUGCAUCUCGGCCAUCAUCAUCCUCAUAGUGCAGAACAUCGUGGGACUGGUCAUCAACGCCAUCAUGCUGGGCUGCAUCUUCAUGAAAACUGCGCAGGCUCAUCGGCGCGCGGAGACGCUCAUCUUCAGCAAGCACGCAGUCAUCUCCCUCCGAAACAGCAAGCUGUGUUUUAUGAUCCGCAUAGGAGACCUGAGGAAAAGCAUGAUCAUCAGCGCCACCGUGCGGAUGCAGGUGGUGAGGAGGAGCACCACGGAGGAGGGAGAGGUGGUGCCCCUUGACCAGAUCGACAUCCACAUGGAUAAUCCGGUGGGGACCAACGGGGUCUUCCUGGUGUCCCCCCUCAUCAUCUGCCAUGUCAUCGACAAGUCCAGCCCCUUGUACGAGCUUUCACCGAACGACCUGCAGCACCAGGACCUGGAGGUGAUCGUGGUGCUGGAGGGGGUGGUGGAGACCACCGGCAUCACCACGCAGGCCAGGACUUCCUACGUGUCGGAGGAGAUCCUGUGGGGCCAGCGCUUCGUGCCGACGGUGUCCGAAGACGACGGCAUGUACGCAGUGGACUACUCCAAGUUUGGCAACACCGUCAAGGUACCGACGCCGUGCUGCAGCGCCAAGAAGCUGGAUGAGGCCGGUGGCAUCGCACGGUUUAAGCUGAACGAGGGCGUCACCAUGCGGCCGUCCGUGAGAAGGCGGAGGGGGACCGCGAUAGUGCGCAGGUCCAGAAUGGAGAACAAGUGAGGCGUUCUGCUUGAAACUGAGCCGCUUCACUUUCAGUAUCAUUUAAAAACAACCGGAAUCUUAUUUAUUUUACAUUUGCGCGCACAUUGUAUGCACACAUAAACCUGUGUUUACCUCAGGAUCAGAGACAAAGCACUGAAAUAACUCUGACUGUUGGAAUAGUUCAGAAUUUCAAAAUUGGGGUUCUGUGAAAAGGUUACACGUAGUUAAUAACCUAUCUAUCUUUAAUAAGCGAUUCUCUUUCUCUCCAUAUUUAUUAUGAAUCCAGAGUGAUUAUCUGAGAGGAAACAGUAAACUCUACCGCCCAAAAGCAGCUCUAGUCUCAACGCUGUUCUUAAUGUGGCUUUAAUUUUUUUUUUUUUUUUUUUUUUUUACCAAAGCCCUACACAAAAAUAUCUUAUAUGUGCUGCAUCAGUGUCAUAACUUCAAGUAUAAUCUGAAGGAUGAAUUAUUUAAUGAUUGAUUUUUAUGACAAAGAAAAUAAAGCAAACAGAUUUCUGUGAAUUUGAAAGCAUUGGGAUUUACUAAGGAUGAACACUAAAAUUGAUUUAAAGAAAGGAGUUAAAACUACAAAGUCUGAAUACCAAAGUACCCAACAUUUAUCUGAGAGGAGAAAGAUGGGAAGGAUUUCAAAGACUCAGAAAGACAUUUGUUCCUUCAGCUUUCAACACCAGAGCUGCCAAGGACAGAAAUAGAAACUAGAAACAGUGCCUUACUUUUGUCAGAUGUUUUUUUCCCUCUCGGUUGAGGAGCAGAGGGAUUUCUCCUACAUGUCUUUCUGACCAGGUAAACAGUUCUGGACUUCUCAAUACUCUCACUCUGGAUUUGGGACCAGGUUGGAUGUGGAUGAAGAAGUGCUUAAAGAAAGUUAAUAAGUAGGCAAAGUUACAAAACCUCACUGAGAGGAAAAACACGACAAAGAACUUUCAACAAAAUGAAAUCAACAACAUAUUGUAACCCAAGUUGACCUGGUUGAAUAAAGGCUUUGACUUUUUGUCGCUUACCUGUUUUAAGAUUAAAUACAAAGACGUGAGAAAAAUCUCAAAAUGUGGAUAAGAAGUUUAAAAUUGUAUUUCAAGAAUAAUGUUGAAAUAAAUCUCUAGUUUGCGGUCAGACAUAGAAGAGGAGGUAUGAAUUAGACCUAAAUUUGCCCUAAUUCCAGGAUCAGUGUAUUUCCUGGAGAGGAGACAUCAAUAGAUAGAUUAGCCCAUUAGAGGCAGAGUUGGAGUGAGUUUACAUAUAAAAAAAUAAAAAUAAAAAUAAAUGGAAAUAUGUAUAUUUUACCAAAAUGACUACAAUCUAUAACUACAAUUAUAAUACAUCUUUGAAGUUUCAAACAUCAGUAAUCAAUCUAUUGAAGAGUUAUUCUAAUAGGUAAUAUGCUUGAUUAAAAUUAUAUUAUCAAACUUAGAGAAUAGUUUGGGUACUUUGGUACAAAAUAGAAGUAGGGAGGGAUGAAAUACUGUAUGUAGGUACAGAACAGGAGUAUAAAUUGGCAAAUUAAGGAAAUAACUCUAGAGUUCAAAAUGUUUUCUAUUCCUGGUAAGAAAUAAAUUUUUUUUAACCUUUUAACAAAACCCCACUUCAAAACUUCUGAGAUGUUUAAAUGUGAGCCCUGGCAUCCAGAGUGCAAUGUUUGUUUUUUAAAUCUGAAUGAUUGCAUGUAUUUUAAAUUAUUAGAAAGGGAGAUGCUUAACUUAAAGAUAAAAAGAAUGUUGUAUAUGGCCUUGCUGAAAAUGACAUUAAAGUAAAGCUGUUUUCAUGUA
Xiphophorus maculatus (southern platyfish) is the source of this 4484-nucleotide messenger RNA. It is a transcript of the gene kcnj11, whose product is annotated as potassium voltage-gated channel subfamily J member 11. Bases 1558 to 2718 code for a protein of 386 amino acids. Lineage: Eukaryota; Metazoa; Chordata; Actinopteri; Cyprinodontiformes; Poeciliidae. Gene Ontology annotation, cellular component: plasma membrane. The record is from RefSeq and is a predicted model, not a curated record. Gene Ontology annotation, biological process: regulation of monoatomic ion transmembrane transport; potassium ion import across plasma membrane. The transcript has a single exon. Gene Ontology annotation, molecular function: ATP-activated inward rectifier potassium channel activity.